CGGGAUCCUAGGCGCUUUCUGCUGGCCAGACGCGAAGGAGUUAAGGGCACCGAGAUCCAUCUGUGAUCCCUAGAAAGGACGCCGCAGCCCACAGACCCGCCUGACCCGUACACGCAUCCCUGCCCUCCUGGUUACUGGGCCAGGCCGGGCGGGGGCCUUUGUCUCUUAGCUGCCCUCUUUCCCGUGCCCCCCUCCCUGGUUCCUUCCUGGCCUUGGCUGGUACGGCUUCUGACCCCAUUGUGCCCGCCUCCUCCCGGCUUCCUGCCUACCAGUGCCAUAGGGCACCCAGAGGACAAGCCCUGUCCAGAAAAGCUUGACCUUCAUCUCAGCUCCAUUCCCUACAAACAGCCAUGGUAUCCAGAUGCCCUCCAAAUGGGGCUCAGGGGCUGCUCACCUUUGAGGAUGUGGCAGUCAUUUUCUCCCAGGAGGAAUGGAAGCACCUGGACUGUUCUCAGAGAACACUCUACAAGGAUGUUAUGUGGGAAAACUACAGGAACCUGGCAUCUGUGGUAGGAUUUCCCUUUCCCAAACCAGAGCUCAUCUUAUGCCUAGAACGAGGUGAGGAACCGUGGCUACCUGAUGGCCUGGGAUCUUCAGAAAGGAGAAGGAUCCUAUUCUUCUGCAUAGCAGGGGACAAGCCAUGGACUCCUCCCAGGCUUCAGAAAGGCCUGGAAGAAGUGGGGGCCCUUGAAGGACAUAUUUCCAGAGCCCAGACAGAUAAUUCACUUUUUCCAGCAGAGGACAAGCUAGGCACUCCUCCCAGGGUCUGGAAGGGCCUGGAAGAAGUGGGAACCUGUGAAAGACAACUUUCCAGAGCUCCAUUGGAUGGGAACAAGACCUUUGGAGCUGCUCCGACCCAAAUUAUCUACUGGUGUGCAUCAGACAACAAGGAGCUGAUCCCUUGUUCUGUGGACUUCACUCCACUGCCAACCCCAGACCUCCCCAACCCCUCCAAGUGCUCUCAUAGCAGCAGAGAUUUCCAACUUUCCAACUUUUCUAGUUACCAGCGAACCUAUCAGUGCCCUCAGUGUAGCAAGCAGCUCAGCUGGAACUCUGACUACACCCGCCACCAAUGCAUACACAGUGGCGAGAGGCCUUUCAGCUGUCCACUCUGUGGGAAGCGCUUUGGCCACAGCUCUGACUUCACGCGCCACAAGCGCACACACACUGGUGAAAGGCCCUACAGAUGUUCAGAGUGUCCCAAGUGCUUCAGCCGCAACUCGGACUUGGUCACGCACCAACGCACACACACGGGCGAGAAGCCCUACUGCUGUGGGAACUGUGGCCGGGGCUUCAGCCGCAGCUCAUCACUGGUCACACACCAGCGUGUUCAUACUGGUGAGAGGCCCUACCAGUGUCGAGACUGUGGCAAACGCUUCAGCCUCAGUCCGGACCUCAUCAAGCACCAGCGCAUCCAUACAGGUGAGAAGCCCUACAAAUGCAGCCAAUGUGCCAAGUGCUUCAGCCAUCGAGCUAACCUCAUUACCCACCAACGAGUGCACACAGGGGAGAAGCCCUAUAAGUGCCAAGACUGUGAGAAGAGCUUCAGCCAGAGCUCACACCUCAUCAUUCAUCAGCGGGGGCACACUGGAGAGCGCCCUUAUCGCUGCGGUGACUGCAAGAAGAGCUUCAGCAGCCGCUCCUACCUCAUUACCCACCGCCGAGUCCACACUGGUGAGAAGCCAUAUUCCUGCGGAGUGUGUGGGAAGAACUUCAGCCAGAGGACCAAUCUUCUCACACACCAGAAGCUACAUGGGAUGGAGAAGGGGGUAGUAAGAGGGGCAGCUUCCCAGGGGAUUACCAGGCUAGGGGGAGAAGCUUGAGCUCCUGUCCCACACAUUUAAUGUAGUGGAUACUUAUUAAUUGCCUAUGAGAUAAUACAGAUUCAAAGAUGAAAAAAGGACAGUCUCUGCCCUCAAUAGUUUACUGCCUAAUAGCUUCAAUGGCUCCUUUUGGGGGACUUCUAGGGUGAAGGCAAGAGAAUGAGAAGGGAAAAAUUUCUUGAUAUUCCCAUUAUGCAGGGCUUCCAGGAGCUGCUUCCUGCUCCAAAUGGGGGAUUGGUUAUUUGCUGAUCCUUGUACCCCAUUAUUUCCUGAGCAGAAUCUUAAGAGUUUCUCAAAGUGGUAAUAGUAGAAAGAACCCCCUCAUGGAAAUCAGGAGAUCUGGGUUUAAGUUCUGGCUCUGGCACUGGCCUUGUGACCUCAGGUAAAUAAUUUCCUCUCAUUGGAGCUUGGUUUCCUCAUUAUAAUAGGAAGGAGUUUUUACCAGAUUAUUUUAGUGGUCUCUUUAAGCCUCGAUGAUCUGUGUCAUAUGCUUAUGUGAGCAUUAGAGAUUGGAUGCAGGAAAAGGGGGAAAGGAAUAAGAAUUUAUAUUGUGCCUUCUAUGUGCUGUGCACUGUUCUAUGUACUGUACAAAUGUCAUCUCAUUUGACCCUCACAACAAUUCUAGGUGGUAAGUGCUGUUAUUAUUCUCAUUUUACAGUUGAGGAAGCAGAAAAGAGGUUAAAUGAAUUGCCCAGGGUCACAUGCUAGUGUUUGGGGCUGAAUUUGAACUCAGGUCUUCCUGAUUCCAGAUCCAGCAUUCUUUAUUGCACCAUCUAGUUGCAAAAGAGAUUGAGAAGUUAGAAGGAUUGAAUUGGUUUUCUGCAAAGUAGGUUGAAUACAUCCUAGGGAAGAACUUUGCAAAACUGAGGCAACUAGUGGAAAUCAGUUUUGCAAAGCAGUCAAGGCAAAGGUGAUAGUAGGAAAUAUCCAGUGGCUGAAGCCCUUGAUGCUUGUUCUUCUUACCUGUCACCCUCCCCUGGAGAAAUAUAGGUAGCCCCAGUGAUUAGAAUGCAAAUGCUGAAUUGCUCAAUUGUGGGUUUUUUUUUUGUGUGUGGGGAUCUCAACUCUAAAGGGAAUAGCUAAGAGAAUAAAAUGUGGAGUAAAAGGACAAGAGGUAAUGUAGGGCUGGGAAGGAAGAUAUUCGGCAUUCAGCGUUUAUUUAUUUUUAAGUUUCUCUAACUGAUGUUAGUGGUUAAUCUGUUUUUCAUUCCCUAUUGCACAUUCUUCCUCUAUCCAAAUUAGUUUUAGAUGUUCCUCCUACAAACUGGUCACAGGUUUUCUUCUAAAUGUAGUUAACACCAAAGAGCUGUGAGGAGUUUGACAGCCUGGCAUUAUGGAUGAUCUUUAAGAGGGCUGAUAAAGAGGGUGCGGGAAGAGGAGGGGGAGAAAGCAAUUGACUAACAUCAUUUAAAAUUAAAUUAGAUUUUAGGGGCAGCUAGGUGAUGCAGUGGUUAGAACAACCGGCCCUGGAGUCAGGAGGACCCGAGUUCAAAUCUGGCACUUGACAAUUACUAGCUGUGUGACCCGGGGCAAAUCACUUAACCAUGAUUGCCUUGCAAAAAAACUAAAUUAGAUUUUACCACCAAAAGGCUGUUCUGAACUCUAUGAUUUCCUGACAACCCUUCCAAAACACAUCCUUCCUAUUCUUACUUUGACAUUGUUGACUUUCUUGACUGAUAAACAUCAACAACAGGAAACUUGGGGCAAACAGGAUGGCUCAGCAUCUAAUUUUUCUCUCUAGCAGCUGCACUCAUUUGAUCAUUUCUAAAUUUCUGUGGUACUAGAUCCUGGUAGAAAUUUUAACAGGAGAGAGAGAGAGAGAGAGAGAGUGGUAAGAUAUCAAGAUGAAUUGUCCCUCAUGAAGGGAAGGGUAGAGAUGCCCAGAAAAGUUAAAACCUAGAGAGUUGGGGAGGAUUGGGGAUGAGGCAAGAUGCUGGUAGAAGGAUCCUGUUUUCUAACCUCAACCUAAGAAAGCUGCAUUUUAGAAGGUGGAAGUUACAGAAUCUCUCAGAGAGACAGAGAGAGACAGAGUGAUUGUGGACAUGCCAAAGACAACUGGGUGUCAGUCUUCAUGUUUGUGUGCCACUGGCCACAGUGGGAUGUCUGCAUAUUACUAAUCAUCAGGAGGAAGGCAUCUUUGGUUUGGGAAGAGAGAUAGGUCUGACCCACUUACUCUUCCCUCUAUGAGAGACAGUUCAUCUUAAUAUCUAAUUACUCUCUCCUGCUAAAAUUUCUACUCAGACUUGGUACCACAGAAAUUUAGGAAUAGCCUAAUGAAUGCAGUUGCAUUUUGUUGCAUUUUUAUUUUUAGAUGAAGUUUGUCAAGAUCAGGACUUCAUCCCACCUCCCCAGCACCGCACCUCACAACAGGUUUGCUGGGUCAUUAGUCCUAUGACCCCAUGUCCCAUUGCACCCAAAAGAACAAUGUGUCAAAUUAUUUAAAAGUAGGCUGCAGGUGAUGGAGAUGCCAAGGCUUGUAUCUUGAUAUUUUUAUAUGUAUACAAGAUAGAGGCAGAGACUAUGAAACGAGAGUAGAGUUGAAAUAACUGCCUUGAGUCAGUGUGCUGUAGUACACUGAGCAAUGGACGUAGUCAGGAAGACUUGGUUUGAAUGUGGCAUCUUGGAGUUACCAUCUCUGAUCAUGGUGAAGAUUUUUUUUUUUUUUUUAGGCAGGGCAAUGAGGGUCAAGUGACUUGCCCAGGGUCACACAGCUAGUUAAGUGUCAAGUGUCUGAGGCCGGAUUUGAACUCAGGGAGUCCUGAAUCCAGGGCCAGUGCUUUAUCCACUGCGCCACCUAGCUGCCCCCCUAUGGUGAAGAUUUUAAUUAAUCUCUUUGCUCAGUUUUCUCAUAUGAAAUGAGAGACUUGUACUUUUGACCUCUAAGGGCCCUUCCCCAUUGUAAAUCUUUGAUUCCAAGAGGCCGGGCAAAAAUGUUAAUUAAGCCAUUUGUUUUUGAUAUACCCCCAUCAAACCCUUUCUGUCCCUCAUUCUCCUAGAGCCCUGCCUUUCCUUGUCUUCUCCUUGUUCUGUUUCUCCAGGUCUGCAGUUUCAGCCAGCUAACAACCUACUCUCCUCAGAAAGAUUUAAGCUGAAAAAGGGGUUAAUUUUUGCCCCUCCCAGAAGUAUUUUUCUUUUAAUAAAAUACACUCAAGACCUUCAAAUUUAACAAUUUACAUAUCAAGUGCCUGCUGUGUGCAAUGGUAGCCCACUAGAUACUGGGACACAGAGACAAAAACCACAAUAAUCCUGCCUUUGGGGCGCUCUCUUUCUCCUGGAGGGAGGGAUGCAUUGGAGCAAUUUAUUUCCAAUGGAAUAAAUCUAUAAUGGUAAAAUUCUGCUAUCAUUUGUAGCCAUUGUGGUUGAUGGCUGGAGUUCCGUUCAUCACAUCUCAGAAUUGAUUGCCUAUUUAGAAAAAUGGCCCUGGUCUCCAGCCUCUUGGCCCCCAUCAAUGACUCUUUUUUUUUGUUUGGUUUUUUUUUGUUUUUUAGUGAGGCAAUUGGGGUUAAGUGACUUGCCCAGGGUCACACAGCUAGUAAGUGUUAAGUGUCUGAGGCCAGAUUUGAACUCAGGUACUCCUGACUCCAGGGCCGGUGCUCUAUCCACUUCGCCAUCUAGCUGCCCCUCAAUGACUCUUUAGAGAUAGCAUGUAGGGAUGAAUGGCCGGAUGUGGAGUUUCUGACCAUUUUACAGGACACCAGAGGUGAUCUUUUUUAGUCUUCUAAGAAGACUUGAGAAGUUAGGAUCAGAGGAUCUAGGUUUAGAUCAUUAGUUGGAUGCUUAUUAUCUGUGGUAAUACCUGUGGGAUUCAGUUUACUUGUUUUUAAAGUGAGGUUGGUCAGGGUGAUGUCUAAGGUUCUUUUCAGAUUGAGAUCAUUUAAUCCAUUUCUAUUAAUUGGGGGUUUUGCCAGAAAGAAGUGGAAAGAAACUUAGGGGGUGGGAGGAGGUGUAUAGCUUAUAGGGAAAGUGGAUUCUUGCUCUCUGUGAGAGUCUCUCUGGUCGGUCUUGCCCCAACUCUGCCACUGUUUCCCUUCCCUCCCUUACCUGAGAUGUGCUUAUUUGUUAAUUUUGCUGGGACUGAAUAAAAUAUUUAAAAA
This is a messenger RNA of Dromiciops gliroides (monito del monte), 5917 nucleotides long. Its product is annotated as zinc finger protein 34-like. Bases 351 to 1823 code for a protein of 490 amino acids. Gene Ontology annotation, biological process: regulation of transcription by RNA polymerase II. NCBI's taxonomy places the organism in Eukaryota, Metazoa, Chordata, Mammalia, Microbiotheria, Microbiotheriidae. The transcript has 5 exons. The record is from RefSeq and is a predicted model, not a curated record. Gene Ontology annotation, molecular function: RNA polymerase II cis-regulatory region sequence-specific DNA binding; DNA-binding transcription factor activity.